Messenger RNA from Naegleria lovaniensis, 1797 nucleotides. RefSeq lists its product as uncharacterized. The record is from RefSeq and is a predicted model, not a curated record. The coding region runs from base 1 to 1797 and encodes 598 amino acids. NCBI's taxonomy places the organism in Eukaryota, Heterolobosea, Eutetramitea, Acrasida, Naegleriidae. The transcript is spliced from 2 exons.
AUGCAUUCGACCGGUGACACGGCUUUCAUGAAAAUUUCAGAAAUAAUUUUCAAUGAUAUUCCAUCAUCGCAACAAUCAGCAGCAGACUCUAUUCUUCAUCAAAAUCAUCCUUUAUUAUUUUUCAAAACAUUCAAUGUCUUAGUUUCGAAUUUCAUUCUUGAAACUCCUGUCAACAUCUCCAAUACCUCACAAUUGCAAGGAUGUAAUCCAAUUUUAUUUCAAUUAGGAAACUUUAGUCGUGAUGGACCUGUUUUAACAGCUUCUGGAUGUCCCGAAACUUGGCUCUCCUUUUCCUUUUCUCUUCUCUUCUUGUUGGGAUAUUUAGUGUUACUGGGAUUGUGUUGCUUUGGAUUAUUUUGGAAACGAAAAUCGAGACAUGUUCAAUCGAGAGGAAUUGUCUAUAUGGUGUUGACACUGGUGGCGAGUGCUUUUAUUGUAAUUUUGACUUGCUUGCGAUAUAUUAUUGGACGAAAGAAUUAUCCAUGCUUUAUUUAUGCAAUUACGUAUUUUGUGUUGCCACCUGCAUUGAUUUUACCUUCGAUUUUUAGAUGUUUUCGAUUGUAUUUGCUGCAUGUAUUGAAUUUAAACAAGACAAAUUUAGUGUUUGUGAGAGAUUAUGAUAAAUCCAUGUUUGUUGACAGUGGAUUGGUGAAUCCAAAUCUUCAAGAUGUCAUGUCAACAAAUUCAUCGGUCGUCAUGACAACCACCAACUCGGAUCCAAGAAAGAGUUUGAAGCAAGAGUUUGUGACACAAGCUGUAGGAACGAACGAGAAAAAGGUAGAUUUUGAAGUAUCAGAUGUUACUCACUCCUUCAGCUCAAGACUUGAGGAAGGUGAAAAUUUUGUCAUUUUGGUGAGUGACAAGUUUGUGAUUGGAUCUUAUGUUAGCCUCUUCAUUUUUCAUGCGAGUAUUUAUCUCAUUUUGGGAGGAAUUGAAUAUGCUCAGAUCAACACUACUAACGCUACCAUUUUCACAAAUAAGGGAGUCUUUCAGGUGUCAGGAUGUGGAAUUUCAAAUUCAACUUUCAUUUUGGUUGGAGUUUUAACUUUUUUCUAUAUCAUCGUGGAGACUAUACUAUUUGUGUUGUGUUUAAUUUUUGCAAGAGACACUUGGUUUAUUUGGAAAGAAACAGCAACUCUCAUUGGACUUAAAUUGGGAGCCAUCAUUUUGUUUAUUGUUUUUGGAUUUGUUCCAAUAUUUGCAAAGUUUUUGGACUUUUUCAUACCGUACGGCUAUGUACUGCUGGUGUAUUCAUGUUGUGACGUUAUUUUGAGUGUUUUGCUUCCCGUUCUGUAUUCCAUCAUGAUGGAUCGAAAACAAAAUCACCAAAUUGCCGCUCUCAAUGCUCUCAAUUCAACAGAAGAAUCUGGAUUGGAACAAUGUUUGAAACAACGAAAAACUUUUAACGUUAUAUUAGAAUUUGCGAGAAAAUCAUUUUGCCCCGAACCAGUUCUAUGUUACAGAGAUGUUGAGAGAUUUACCAAAACAACGAGCUCUAAAAAUCGUCGAAAAUUAGCACUCCACAUUGCAAACACAUAUCUCAAACAAAAUUCUCCUCUCCAAUUGAACUAUCCAAAAGUGAACGAAGUGUUUCAUGAAUCCAUGUCAGUCAUCAAUCGUUGCUCCAACAACAAUGAAAUGAUUCCAUUGGAUUUAUUUAAGAACAUUCAGCUGCAUUGCUUGAACGACAUGACUGACAUUUUUGAGAGAUUGAAACGACAAGAUCGAGACAUUAAGGAAGUAGUGGCUCAAUGGAAUUUAUCUUCGAUUUCCAAACCUGUUCAAACGAGUGUGUAA